Parastagonospora nodorum SN15 is the source of this 231-nucleotide messenger RNA. RefSeq lists its product as hypothetical. Lineage: Eukaryota; Fungi; Ascomycota; Dothideomycetes; Pleosporales; Phaeosphaeriaceae. The coding region runs from base 1 to 231 and encodes 76 amino acids. The transcript has 2 exons. The record is from RefSeq and is a predicted model, not a curated record.
AUGGCUUCGAACAGAUCCAGCAUGCAAAUGCAAAAACAUACCUCCGAGUCACGGUGGAUCGCCACCAGUAAAAUCGAAACCUUCCGCAUUGGGUAUAUCGAGCGUCACACUUCUUCGCCGAAACGCCGGAGAAGUGCGAAUAGAGUUUCUUUUCUCUCCGAGACUAUAAAUUAUCACGACUCUAACAACGAGCGUAGUCAAACAUCUUUGGCCGAUACUGGCACGGCCUAG